Messenger RNA from Hydra vulgaris (swiftwater hydra), 1268 nucleotides. RefSeq names its product neuroglobin. Gene Ontology annotation, biological process: oxygen transport; response to hypoxia. The record is from RefSeq and is a predicted model, not a curated record. Gene Ontology annotation, molecular function: heme binding; oxygen carrier activity; oxygen binding. Lineage: Eukaryota; Metazoa; Cnidaria; Hydrozoa; Anthoathecata; Hydridae.
AAAAAAAAAGAAGAUUGUUUCAUCUUCUCAUAUAUAUAAAAUUUAAAAAAAGGUCUUUAGAAAACUGAAAUCGUUUUUUAAAUCGAAGCUGCUGAUGUGAGAUUAUUUAUUUCGUUUAAUUUUAUUUGUCAUUAAUUACAACUUUGAUAAAAUCACAAACUAAAGAGUUAGAAGAAGCAUGGGUAACUACUAUUGUGCAGAUAAAAAAGAAUUGAUCAAACAGUUCAACAAAAACUGCUCCGCAAGAAACCGAUACACACCUAUUGAACUCGAUAAUAGCGUAAAUGGAUUUAAACUACCACUUUCUGAGCGGGAAAUUGAAGCUUUGAAAGAUUCAUGGGAAAAAGUGCGAACAAAAUGGGUUGAUAUUUGUGGAAUAGCGUUUUCCAGAUGGUUUACGACGUAUCCGGAGUUAAGACAGAUUUUUAAAAGUUUUUCACAAUACCCCACAUUAGAGGAGGCACUUGCAUCUAAAGAACUUGGUUUCCAUGCAAAAAAGUUGCAGUCUGUUGUUGAUGCUGUUAUUUGUAAAGUAGAUAAAAGAAAAGAAUUGAUGGAUAUACUAUUGACAGUAGGAAGAUCGCACUUCAGCCUGGGGGCUCAACACACGCAUUGUACGGCUCUUGCAACGUGUCUACAAUUUGGUUUAUGCGAAACAUUUAAAGACUUAGAUCUAUUAACAGAGAGUGCAUGGGACAGUUUAUUCCAAUUUAUAAUGGAUAUUUUGAAAUAUGGAAUAAGAUUAGAAGAACACGAGUUAAAAUCAUUAACAGAAAAAAAGACCAGUAAAAAUCAGAAUGAGAGCAAAGAGUCCAGUUCCCAGUCCUAAACAUAAAACCUCUUGGUAUGCUACAGAUGUUUUUUCUUUGAAAAACAUGUUAGGAAGUAGUUUACUUCAUUACAUUCCAAUAAAGAUUGAGUUUUAUUAUAUUUCUUAAAGUCAAAGUCGUUGCUACCUACUUCCUAGAAACCAUAAUCUUAUUUAGAGCCUAAAUAAAAACUGAUUGACAUUUUUUGCAUUACUAAUUAGCCUUUUAGGAUUCUAACUCAAAUUUAUUCGGUUCAAAAAUCGCAACCUACAGAACUAUAUAUAAUGUUUAACAAAAUAUAACGUCAAGAGAUCAAAGAUUCUGUUUAUAUAAGCAAGUGUUGACUGUAAUAUAUUUUAAACUGUAUAAAUAAAACAGAAAUGUAUUAUGACAUUAUUCGAUAUAGUAAAAUAUAGUUUUUUAACACGAAGUUAACAUUUAUAAAUAUUUAAUAGCAAA